Messenger RNA from Megachile rotundata (alfalfa leafcutting bee), 1349 nucleotides. RefSeq names its product LysM peptidoglycan-binding domain-containing protein red (gene red). The record is from RefSeq and is a predicted model, not a curated record. NCBI's taxonomy places the organism in Eukaryota, Metazoa, Arthropoda, Insecta, Hymenoptera, Megachilidae.
AUUAUUUAUCGUGACUAAAAUUGAGAUUAUAAAAUAUAUUUGCUAUAAAAAACAAUGCAUUGUAGUAAAAUGCAUGUCUUUUGAUGAUUUUAAAUAUAAUUACAAGUUAAAAAUUAUUACAAUUUGCUAAUCAAACUACAGUUCACACCCUAUUCAUUUCUUACAUUUUGGUAAAGUGCAUGAUAAUACUUUACAAAAAAAUAAUAAAUAUUACUUUUGCCAAUAACAUAUUAAUAACAUCGCCAAUAUUAGUUUAAAAAUUAAGAAUGGAACGAAAUGGCGCGAGAGAAAUGGAAGAACGAAUGUGUAUAAGAGCUAGUGGAAAAGCAUUGAAAAAGUAUGGUAGUACAGCCAAGCAUGUUACACGAACUGAAAAUUUAAUAAAACAUACUGUAUCAGCAACUGAUACUCUUCAAGGAAUUGCUUUAAAAUAUGGAGUCACAACUGAACAAAUUAGAAGAGUUAACAGAUUAUGGGCUUCUGAUAGUUUAUUCUUAAGAGAACAUUUACUUAUUCCUGUUACGCCAGAAAGCCCAUUAUCAUUACCAGUGGACAAUACUAACGAAACUGAACAUAGUGGAAUUCAAAAUGUGUCUAGUCCAUCUUCAAUAGCAUCAUCUAUAGAUGACGAUAAUUCAGUUAAUGACUUCUUAGCUAAAAUGGAUUGUUCUAUAGCUAGUGUUAAAAGAGAAGUAAAGCGUACUCAGGGGAAUAGUGAAUUUUGCACAGAUGACAAUGACCUCUAUAUACAGCAACGUAGAGCAUCUGCUAAAUUGCGUAAUUCACUUCCUGUAACUUCAAAUAUAUACACAGCACCGUCUACAUCAGAACCAUUAAGAUCGUCAUCUUCUAAUGAUAUGCAUAACUUCCCAACUGCUGUAGUUAUGACUCAGGGUAGAAAAGUGAAAACAUCAUUACAGAGACUUCAAAAAGAACAAGAUGAAAUAUUCCAAUUGUAGCAGCUAAAUUUUACUAGAUCCUAACAUGUUAUGAACUAAUGGCAUCAUUAAGACAUUUGAAGAAAAGAUAUAUUAAUAAUGAACAAUGUACUGGAAUCGGUAGAAGACUAUUUCAUAUUUGAAAUUUGUUGAUCCAGUAUUAAUGUAAGUUAUAUUCAUUGUUUUUUCAUAAACUUUAUAUUAUAUUUUCAUUACACUCUAAUUGGAAAUAUUUAUAGAGAACAAUACUGACCAUUUCUAUUCGCGUAGCUUCAAUACUAUAUGAACAAUGAAUCAAUUAGCUCUCAUAUUGUCCAAGCAUAUAUUUAAAAUAUUUCCAAACAUAUGUCUUAGUAAACCGUAUGUGCCUUUGAUCCAAAUCAAUUGUGUUCUAAUUUUACAGUUAACUUU